UCCACCUUCACGUGUAUGUGUGUGUACAGUACCGUUAGAAAGAUCAAAAAUGGUCGUUCUAUCUUGGAACAACACGUCACCGCUAGGUGAUAUAUUUAAAGCGAUAAGAUUGAUAUAAGAAGUUGAUAAAUUGCAAAAAAUAUGAAAUCACCGCUACGUUUCUAUCACGCAGUGAUAACUUGCGACAAUCACUGAUUCAUAUAAAUGCAGAGAAUGCAUCCUAACCUACACCAGUAAAGUUGACAACAAACACAUUAGUUAUAUUGAUCGCCUUUUCUUCGCUGAAGUAACCAUAUAAUUUGAUAUUUAUUUUAUUGGAGUGGCAGUAGCAGCUAAAAUAUUUAUUUGAACGAUGUUAAGCAAUGAUUGAUGUACUACUAUACUGAUAUAGACAUGAAGCAUAUUAGACAAGGCUUUUGUAUUUAUCUGUCAAUAUAUUCUGUACUACUCUUACAAAGCUGGAUUUGAAAGAAGAAGACUGAUAUUGUUACUACAGAGUACAGAGUGGUUAACUGUUGUAUAAAAUAGUCUCAUGGAAAAAAACAUGGAGCCCAAUGAACAAAAUCAAAUGUCAAAUGGAGAUGUUGCGACUAAUAGAGAUAUUGAUUGGUCCAGGUACGGUUUGCAUAAUGUAGAAACUCAAAGGAACAAUGAAACCAGAAGGAAUAAUGGAGAAUAUGAAGAACUUGGACCUGAAAUGUAUCAAACAGGAGCAAAUGAGCUAUUUGCCCAAGAAUAUAGCUCUGACCCUUGGUGGAAAUCAAAUUUUUUCAUUUCUCAACCUGUAUUGUUUGGAACUUGGGACGGUGUAUUUACAUCUUGUCUUAUAAAUAUCUUCGGAGUGAUUGUUUUUUUGAGAUCUGGUUGGAUAGUGGGACAAGCUGGAGUUCUCAAUGCAGUGCUAAUUACAUUAUGUACAGUAUGCAUUGUACUAGUAACAGUACUAUCUGCAGUUGGAAUUUGUGAAAGGUGUAGAGUAGAAAGUGGUGGAGUUUAUUUUCUAUUGUCACAUGUGUUGGGAUCAAGAUUUGGUGGAUCAAUUGGGCUAUUAUACUGUUUUGGACAGGCGGUGGGUUGUGCAUUGAAUGUGUUAGGUUUUGGAGAAUCUAUGGCUGGUUUAGUGCACUUAGAGUCUGCUUGGGCAGAGCGCGGUUUUGCAUGUGCAGCUGUUAUCUUGUUAUCUGUUAUCAAUGUCGCUGGUGUCAAGUGGGUCAUAAAGCUCCAGUUUCUUCUCCUGCUAAUUUUACUUCUUGCUGGAGUAGACUUUGUGGUGGGAAGUUUUACUCAUGUGAAUAAUGAGGCUGGCUUUGAGGGCUGGUUUUCAGGAAAUUUGAGAAAUAACACUUUACCGAACUAUCAGGAUGGAUACAGUUGGUUCACAGUGUUUGGUGUAUUUUUUCCUACAGUAACUGGUGUUUUAGCUGGCAUCAAUAUGAGUGGGGAUUUAAGACAUCCGUCCACGGAUAUUCCUAAUGGUACUCUAGCAGCAGUUGGAACUGGAACCUUCAUGUAUUUGUGUUUUACGAUGGUUCUUGCGGCAACGUGCACUCGUAAUGCACUUCUGACGAAUUUUAAGAUUGCUUCAACGGUAUCGGCGAUUUCGGUAUUGUUGUUGGCGGGUUUGUACGUGUCAUCGUUCAGUAGUUGUUUGGGUGCUAUGUACGGCACGCCCCGUGUCCUUCAAUCUAUUGCUAGUCAAAAUGUUAUACCAGGAAUGAGUUGUUUACAAAGAGGCAGGGGACCAAACAAAGUGCCCGUGUACGCAAUGUUGGUGGUUGCCGUUGUUACAUUGACAUUUAUCAUCACUGGACAGAUUAAUACUCUUGCGCCAAUUGUCACAAUGCCUUUCCUUUUGACCUAUGCGUGUUUAGAUUAUGCAUACUUUGCUCUUGCGCAAACGUUUGAUAUACAGUUGACUCGAGAACAAAGAUUUCGAACACAAUCUCCAACGUUUGACCGUAAUUAUGGAUCAGCGAGUAGGAAUAAUUCAAUGCCCGACAUUGAUAAUGAUUUGGAUAAUCUUUUCCCUGAAAGGAUUAGACAUAAAAAUCUUGUUAGAAAUCCCAGUCUCUCUGAGAAUAACUUUUACAUAGACUCUUCGCCAAGUCUUGAUGAAAAUGCUAGCCCCAUGGAUAAUUCCGAACGAAAAAUUCACAUCCAUAAUAAAUCGGGAAAUUGGUACAGUCCGUUGUGUAACAGAUGGCUUUCACUGUUAGGUUGCCUUAUCAAAUUACUUAUAAUGUUUCUCGUUCAUUGGGGCUAUGCCAUUGCCAACAUAGUCGUUGUUUUUCUUGUAUGGAGUUACGUUGGUCAUGCUAAUCCCGCUGUGAAACCGGGAGUAUCAUCAGAAUUUAAAUUCCUCAGUUGGCUGAAGUUAUCGUUAUUAAGGCUUAUGGGAAGGAAAGUUUAUAGCUAUGAACAGAUUGUUGUUACUCCCGUCCAUCCAGGAGUUGAAACAUGUUCAGCUCAGUUGAACGAAGAGAACGAAGAUUUUGCUGGUAGAAGAAGAUAUCAUCAAACAGCCACGGUUACAGGACAAUAUGUGAAUAUGGAUUAGAAAUGAAAGACUGUGAAAUAUUUAGAAAAAUCUGGUUGACGAGGUAUACAUAUAAAACUAGGCAGGAGGAAUUGCAAAGGAA
Messenger RNA from Megalopta genalis, 2639 nucleotides. RefSeq names its product solute carrier family 12 member 8. Gene Ontology annotation, biological process: cell volume homeostasis; chloride ion homeostasis; potassium ion homeostasis. Lineage: Eukaryota; Metazoa; Arthropoda; Insecta; Hymenoptera; Halictidae. Gene Ontology annotation, cellular component: membrane. Gene Ontology annotation, molecular function: potassium:chloride symporter activity. The record is from RefSeq and is a predicted model, not a curated record.